CUUCAGAUAAUACAAAUUCAAAUGCAGUUCCUAAAUUCAAAUUCAAUUCCUGGUGGCACAUAUUCCAGCCCAUAUACCUGCUCUGGACGCAGUCCUCAACAGGUCUGUUGCGCAUGCGCAUUUUGAGCCAAAUGAGGAAGUGGACGACGAAAUCUCAUGGGUCACAACACGGUGCUGUCAAAGCAGCACAGUCAGUGUAUUAACGGAAUUUAUGGCUCGUCUACCUCGGCUGAAGGUCGUGGAGAGCUGAAGCCUAUCCCUGCUGACUAGAGGAGAACGGCAGACUCCAUCCUGCAAUGGUCGCCUGUCAAUCAAAAUAGAGACGGAUAACUAUUAGCAAUCACAGCCACACCAUCACUGAGUGAAAACUGCACCCCGUUACCUGCACGGAAGUGAGUUUCUUCGCCACAAUGCAAGUGAGCAGAAGUAACAUGCUAGAUGUUGGGGUCUUCAACAAGGUCAAAUACUCCCAUCUCGCUGGAGAUGAUGACGGGUACAUUGAAUUACAGUUUAAGAAAAGUCCUCCAAAGGUCCCCUAUAAGGCAAUUGCUCUGGCAAUUUUCCUCUUUUUGAUUGGCUCCUUACUCAUCACCUUUGGGGCCCUUUUUCUGUCAGGUACCAUUGACGUGGAGCACCCAGAUCGCAUCAUCCCUGUCAUCAUUAUUGGGCUUCUUGUUUUCCUUCCUGGAUUUUACCAUUUGAGAAUCGCCUAUUACGCCGCCAAGGGAUACCGAGGUUAUUCCUAUGAUGACAUCCCAGAUUUCGGUGACUGACUGGGGCGUCAGCCAUCUGAGCAUCCACGCUCCCUUUGCCAAACAUAUAUCCAUAAAGAACCACCUGCUGUCUUCUUUCUCCAAGCAUGUAAUGUAUAACAAAUAAGACAAAUGUAUUACGCUGUUCAGAAAUGGCACUCCAUGUUUAUCCCUUGGUGGACUAUACCAGAUUUAAGAUAA
Molecule: messenger RNA, 953 nt
Organism: Phyllopteryx taeniolatus (common seadragon)
Lineage: Eukaryota; Metazoa; Chordata; Actinopteri; Syngnathiformes; Syngnathidae
Product: transmembrane protein 230-like
Exons: 5
Coding region: 411-773 (120 amino acids)
Biological process (GO): synaptic vesicle transport
Cellular component (GO): synaptic vesicle; endomembrane system
Source: RefSeq, a predicted model, not a curated record